AUGGAAAAUACUAUACAAAAGGCAGUUGCUUGUGGGGCAGUAUAUCCGUUCUACGGACCCAAGGCACAACCGCCACACUUUACCAAUAAGGUGCGGUGGUAUUUUGUGUUGGACUUUGAAUCUACUUGUUGCAAGGAUCAGUCCGAUACCAUGCUGCCGGAGAUAAUUGAAUUUCCGGUUGUAGUUAUGGACUCUGUGGAUGGACGUAUUGUGGAUAGCUUCAGACGUUACGUGCGACCUACGGAAAACCCGAUAUUGAGCGACUUCUGUACGAAAUUAACUGGAAUACAUCAGGACAGUGUGAAAAAGGCGGACGACCUAUCUGUAGUGUUAAAAGAAUUCGAUCUUUGGUUGAAACAGAAAAAAGAACAGUUGAGUUGCAGGUUCAAACCAACAGAUGCCGCUACAGCAAUUUUCGUAACUUGGACAGACUGGGACAUUGGUACUUGCUUGUGGAACGAGUGUAGACGGAAAAAGUUACCUUUACCAAAUGAUCUGCUCAACCGAAUCGAUAUGAAAGCAAUAUUUCAGCAGUGGCUUGGUUCAAGCCAAGCGAAACAGCGAUGGCAUGGUGGACUUUCUGAUGCUCUACGUCUGGUUGGACUCACAUUCGAAGGUCGACCACAUUGUGGAAUAGACGAUGCACGCAACACUGCAUUACUUUUACGGUAUCUGCUGCUGAAGAAUAUUUUUGUGAACAUUUAGGUAGUGUCCAGCAUGCGUGUGUGAAAUCAAUUCCUCUGACUGCUUCGAUCAUUUUUGGCGAAUAUUUUUCCAUCACUGACUAGAUAUCCUCCUACGUUUGUUCCGAUCUUAAUGAUGUAAUUGAAUGUUUUCUUUACCAAUCUUCCAGCUAUUUUUGGAUAAAUCUGGU
Opisthorchis viverrini is the source of this 874-nucleotide messenger RNA. RefSeq lists its product as hypothetical. The record is from RefSeq and is a predicted model, not a curated record. The transcript has 7 exons. The coding region runs from base 1 to 705 and encodes 234 amino acids. Gene Ontology annotation, biological process: exonucleolytic trimming to generate mature 3'-end of 5.8S rRNA from tricistronic rRNA transcript (SSU-rRNA, 5.8S rRNA, LSU-rRNA). NCBI's taxonomy places the organism in Eukaryota, Metazoa, Platyhelminthes, Trematoda, Opisthorchiida, Opisthorchiidae. Gene Ontology annotation, molecular function: nucleic acid binding; 3'-5'-RNA exonuclease activity.